AUCAACAAACACAAAAACGAAACCAAAAUCACUCAAACAAGACAGAAACAAAAAUGAGUUCUGCAAGCAAAACAUGGAUGGUGGCUGCAAGCAUCGGAGCCGUCGAGGCAUUAAAAGACCAACUAGGCGUGUGCCGUUGGAACUACGUGAUCCGAUCAGUGAAUCAAUAUCUCCGUAACAACUUAAGAUCCGUUUCUCAAGCUAAGAAGCUUUCUUCCUCAUCAUUCGAUUAUACCAACAAGACCAAGCAAGCUGAAGAAUCGCUAAGGACAGUCAUAGUAAAAUUAGAUUUUUCACAAAAGAUGGCUAAUACUCCAUUGAUUGUUUCUUUUGGUGAAAUGCUUAUCGACUUUGUCCCUGACACUUCUGGUGUUUCUUUAGCUGAGUCCACCGGUUUUCUCAAAGCCCCUGGUGGUGCUCCGGCUAAUGUUGCUUGUGCCAUUACCAAACUCGGUGGCAAAUCCGCUUUCAUCGGCAAGUUUGGUGAUGAUGAGUUUGGACACAUGUUGGUGAACAUAUUGAAGAAGAACGGUGUGAACAGUGAAGGUGUUUGCUUCGAUACCAACGCAAGAACCGCGUUGGCUUUUGUGACGUUGAAGAAAGAUGGUGAGAGAGAGUUUAUGUUUUACAGGAACCCGAGUGCUGAUAUGCUUCUGAAAGAAUCUGAGCUCAACAAGGAUCUUAUCAAGAAAGCCAAGAUUUUCCACUAUGGUUCCAUUAGCUUGAUCUCUGAGCCGUGUAGAGCGGCUCACAUGGCUGCGAUGAAAACCGCUAAAGAUGCAGGAGUUUUACUCUCGUAUGACCCGAAUGUUCGGUUGCCUCUUUGGCCUUCUACUGAAGCUGCUAUAGAAGGCAUCAAAAGUAUUUGGAAUGAGGCCGAUAUUAUCAAGGUAAGCGAUGAUGAGGUAACAUUCCUCACCCGUGGAGAUGCGGAGAAGGAUGAUGUUGUUUUGUCUCUCAUGCAUGAUAAGCUUAAGCUGCUUAUUGUUACUGAUGGAGAGAAAGGUUGCAGAUACUACACAAAGAAAUUCAAAGGGAGAGUGCCCGGAUAUGCUGUGAAAGCAGUUGAUACAACUGGAGCUGGUGAUUCUUUUGUUGGUGCAUUUCUUGUCUCACUAGGCAAAGAUGGCUCCAUACUCGAUGACGAAGGGAAACUGAAGGAAGCACUUGCCUUUGCAAAUGCAUGUGGAGCUGUGUGUACAACUCAGAAAGGAGCUAUUCCUGCACUUCCAACUCCAUCUGAUGCUCAAAAGCUCAUGAAAUCUAAGUCCAAAUAGUUUCACUCUUGUUCUGUCUUGUUUCUGUUUCUUCACUUUUGUAUUGAAUCUGGUCAAUUUUCCCAGUUUUUUUCUCAGAGUAUUUUCUCUGUUAUCUGAAUAAAUCUAGUUUCAAGUU
Molecule: messenger RNA, 1395 nt
Organism: Arabidopsis arenosa
Lineage: Eukaryota; Viridiplantae; Streptophyta; Magnoliopsida; Brassicales; Brassicaceae
Source: the annotation of a GenBank genome assembly